AGUCAUUCAGCUAAAUUGCAUGAUUUUAUUACAAACCUGGAGUUAAUAAUAUCCUCGUUUUCUCAACAAUUUUUCUUUUGAGAGUUCAUGAGAGUUAAUGAGUGAAAUUAUUUUAUUUUUUUUAACCUUUUUGAAUGAUGUCUUACAACUGAAGUGUUCCCCUUUAACACUCUCUUCUCUGGCAUACUGUAAUGCUGGAAGUUUUGAUUAAAUGUCAGCACAGGUAAAUUUCAAUACUAUCAUUCCACCUCUGUAUGUUUUAUGCAGUGUUUGUGUUUUGUGUGCAGGCGGUGUGUGUGUGUGUGUGGAGUAGGCGAGACAAUGUCUGGACCUGACACCUACUGGGAGAUCAGACGGUGAUUUACACUCUGGCAGGACACCUUCAGUCUUCAUUAUGAUGGAGGUACCCAAGGGGACACAGAUGUACAUCUUUACAACAAAAUCCAGAGGCAUCACUCCUAUCAGCGUUGACUGAAAACAGAACCAGUGCUCAGCCUGAGGCCUGCGGUCUCCUCUGAUUUGCUGACUGACUGUGGACAUAGUAGACCGUUCAGUCCAGGAUGGAGAUGCUGCAGGAACAGAUUCAUGCAUCAAAACCGACAACAGAGAGAAGCAGACGGUGGAGCUACUGCAUGGUGGGGACAGAAACCAGUACGCACAAAGAGCAGGUUCCAUUCAUUCCCAUUAGUCUGGUGUAUCGGCUUCCCUGAGAGUGGUGUCCGUGGACAGCGUUUACUGAUCAUACUGAUGUACUUGUCUGCCAACUCCACAAGACGGGCAAUCAAUAUUCCAACUAAAGGAGUGGAGAGAGAUCUAAUGUGUUAACACACUGUGGUGUAUGUGAGCAAAGCAGGGAUUGGUCCACAGCUCUGCCACUCACUCUGCCACACUCUCCGACUUCCUCUGUCCUCCUUUCCUGGUGCAGCCUGGGAGAAGGAGGGAGGGGAAUGGAUCUUUUCUGUGCGAGUCGCUGGAGCUCCCUCAGGCUGCUCCUCACCACCUGUCCUUGACUUAGAGUGCACAUACGUGGCUGAGAGAAAGCCGGGCUGCUCACUGGUCCUCUGGCACCUUUUUCCCUGUGUUUAUGUGACUGGCUGCCUUUUUUUUUUUACCUCUUUAAACCUGUCACUCCUCGUGAGGCUGUGUAAGAGGAAGAGGAGCGUCUGUCCUCAGCUGGUGGUGCUCUGAUGGGAGGCAGUGCUGGUUCUGGCUGGGACUGGGGAUGCUGAACAGGGGGAGGGAGGGCCUGUUUGAGCUGGGACAGCAGCUCCAGCAGCAGGGGGAGUACCAGGCCGCCCUGCACUGCUUCCUCAGCUGCCUGCUGGGACUGACCCAUGUGCAGAGCUUCACCUCUCUGCCCAACUGUCUACACCAGAUUGCAGAGCUCUUCAUCACAGAAAAGAACUAUGGGAAGGCCCUCCAGUUCAUCCAGGCUGAAAAAAUGUUCUAUGAGGUGGCAUUGAUCGAGCUCACGGCUGUUCACGGAAGUACAGGGCCUCAGGAGGAGGCUACACUGGGCUCCGCAGGAUGGACAACCCCAGAGGAGCUUUCGGAGCAGGCCUCCCAAGCGCAGCACCUGGAGCGGCUGGCUCAGCUCUGCAUCAUGAGCAAACAGCCUCACCUUGCUCUGGAAUACAGCGGUAAGGCCACAAAGAUCCACCAGAGGGCCUUUGGUAAUGACCACCCAAUUACUGCCCGGAGCCUCGAGCUCAUGGCCACCGUCUAUGCUGAGAUUGGCAAGACUGAAUAUUCAGACUCGCUGGGUCAGUGUGUGUCGGCACUGUCCAAGCGCUUCGCUGCUGCAGAGUCCAUCAGAGACACUGUCAACUGUCUUCCUCAUUCCCACUGGGAGAAACACUCGGAGGUCCGCCACAGAAAGGACACCCACCACCAACAGGAGGACACGCCAAAACCUAAGGUAACCAACAGCAAAGUCCCCACCUCCAUUCUCAAGAGGCCAAGCCUCAGCUGCGGGACAGACGCAGAGCUGAACCACAGACGGAGAAGCGAGCGGAGAGUUCGAUUCAGAGAGCCAGAGACCACGGUACACGAAAUCCCUUACUGUGACUGCUUGGGUGCCUAUGAGACGACACCGUCCCGCCCUCACCUCGUCCUCUUCACUUGCCUCUUCCUGCUGAUGUCAUUCCUGGGCGUGGCCAUGUACUGCACAGACCGCCGGCGUCCACAGCGAGCGUGCGAGGAGCUGGAGGCCGCGUUAGCCGUCUACCUGCUCCAUAUGAAACAGCUGCUGUGGGGCUGCUGGAUAUGGCUGACCAUGCAGUGACAGAGACUGACCACAGGGGGAGACAUGGAGCCUUCUUUCCUUGUUUCAACCUCCUCUUUCUUCCCUUACUUUGAAGGUGCCCAGGUCCACAAACACCUCAGCCAUUUGACAAGGCUCUGAAAACUGUCUAUGAUAAAAAAGGAAAAUGUAUGAUCCCAGACAUAUGUAGCUUCCACAUCUUUUUUUGUAUAUAAAUGCAUUAAGGUGGCAAGUUUGCCACUCCCAACUUAAUUUAUAAUGACAUUUUGCACAUGUGUAAUGCUGUUGCUCACAUAUAAUGCUCACGUAAUCAUCAUAACAAUGUGAUUUCUUUUUUCUUUUCCAGGUCAUAUCACAGUCUAUUGUUGUGGUUGAAUGUUUCCAUGGAAUGCAAAUAUGUAUUUGAUUACGGUACAUGUGUAUAUCGGAUACUACACAGAGGUGAAUGAGGUACAUAUGAUCAAUAUACCUGGUCUAUCACAGUAUUCAGCCUUGUAUGUGCACAUAAAUGAAUGUAGAGAGGUUACAGAGUACAAUGAUGAUGAUGAUGAUGCGUGAGCAAGGAAACACAGGGCUUUGAAUGUCUGACAUAUAAAAAUACCUUCUGCUUUUUUUACACUUUACAUCGUAUGUUCAUCUGUCAGUUGCACUGAGGAGAAACUCCACAGCACAACAUUAUAUAAUCAAAGAGAAUAUAUUCAACCAGAAUGAA
Solea senegalensis (Senegalese sole) is the source of this 2975-nucleotide messenger RNA. It is a transcript of the gene lg16h14orf180, whose product is annotated as linkage group 16 C14orf180 homolog. Gene Ontology annotation, cellular component: transport vesicle; plasma membrane; trans-Golgi network. Gene Ontology annotation, biological process: positive regulation of Golgi to plasma membrane protein transport. Gene Ontology annotation, molecular function: connexin binding. Lineage: Eukaryota; Metazoa; Chordata; Actinopteri; Pleuronectiformes; Soleidae. The transcript has 15 exons. Bases 1223 to 2284 code for a protein of 353 amino acids. The record is from RefSeq and is a predicted model, not a curated record.